AUGCUAGAUAUUACACAGUUCAUCGAGGAGAAAGGUGGUAACCCUGAACUCAUCAGACAGUCCCAGAAGGCCAGACACGCCAGUGUCGAGAUUGUGGACGAAAUCAUCGCAGACUACAAGGAAUGGGUCAAGACCAGAUUCCAGUUGGACGAACUCAACAAGCAACAAAACAAGGUGCAGAAGGAGAUCGGGCUCAAGUUCAAAAACAAGGAGGACCCUAAGGAGCUGCUAGCCGAGAAGGACCGUAUCGCGGCCGAGAAGAAGAAGCUCAGCGAACUCGAGCAGAAGCAGGACAACGACCUGAAGCAGAAGGUGUUCCAGGUCGGCAACAUCGUCCACCCCUCUGUUGUGGUAUCCAACGACGAGGAAAACAAUGAGCUCGUCCGCAGCUGGAAGCCCGAAAACCUGAGCGAGGUUGGCACCAACGCUUCCUGCUCUGGCAAGCCCGCCAGUCUCUCUCACCACGAAGUCCUGCUCAGAUUGGACGGCUACGACCCAGAGCGUGGUGUCAAGAUCUCCGGCCACAGAGGCUACUUCUUCAGAAACUACGGUGUUUUCCUGAACCAGGCCAUGAUCAACUACGGUUUGUCGUUCUUGGCCUCCAAGGGUUACAUCCCUCUCCAGGCCCCAGUCAUGAUGGACAAAGAGGCCAUGAGCAAAACCGCUCAGCUCUCUGAGUUCGACGAAGAAUUGUACAAGGUCAUGGACGGCGACGACGAGAAGUACCUGAUUGCCACUUCUGAACAGCCAAUUUCUGCAUACCACUCCGGUGAAUGGUUCGAAAAGCCUCAAGAGCAGCUGCCAGUUCGCUACGCCGGUUACUCUUCUUGUUUCCGUAGAGAAGCUGGUGCUCAUGGUAAGGACGCCUGGGGUGUGUUCAGAGUCCACGCCUUUGAAAAGAUUGAGCAGUUCGUGUUGACUGAACCUGAAAAGUCCUGGGAAGAGUUCGACAGAAUGAUUGCUACCUCCGAGGAGUUCUAUCAGUCGCUGAACCUGCCAUACCGUGUUGUUGGUAUCGUUUCUGGUGAGCUAAACAACGCCGCUGCUAAGAAGUACGACUUGGAAGCCUGGUUCCCUUACCAGCAAGAAUACAAGGAGUUGGUUUCUUGCUCGAACUGUACCGACUACCAAUCUAGAAACCUUGAGAUCAGAUGCGGUAUCAAGAAGAUGGGUGACAGAGAAAAGAAGUACGUCCACUGCCUGAACUCUACUCUUUGUGCCACCCAGAGAGCCUUGUGCUGUGUUUUGGAAAACUACCAAACCGAAGAAGGCUUGGUCGUUCCUGAAGUCUUGAGAAAGUACAUCCCAGGCGAGCCAGAAUUCAUCCCAUUUACUAAGGAGCUUCCAAAGAACUCCACUUCUAACAAGAAGAAGGGCAACAACUGA
Messenger RNA from Lachancea thermotolerans CBS 6340, 1386 nucleotides. RefSeq names its product serine--tRNA ligase SES1 (gene SES1). Gene Ontology annotation, cellular component: cytosol. Lineage: Eukaryota; Fungi; Ascomycota; Saccharomycetes; Saccharomycetales; Saccharomycetaceae. The transcript has a single exon. Bases 1 to 1386 code for a protein of 461 amino acids. Gene Ontology annotation, molecular function: serine-tRNA ligase activity; ATP binding; tRNA binding. Gene Ontology annotation, biological process: seryl-tRNA aminoacylation. The record is from RefSeq and is a predicted model, not a curated record.